Trifolium pratense (red clover) is the source of this 1072-nucleotide messenger RNA. RefSeq lists its product as uncharacterized. The coding region runs from base 2 to 817 and encodes 271 amino acids. The transcript has 3 exons. The record is from RefSeq and is a predicted model, not a curated record. Lineage: Eukaryota; Viridiplantae; Streptophyta; Magnoliopsida; Fabales; Fabaceae.
UAUGAGGAUUCGAAAAAACGCAAAGCUUUCCCCUCUUCUACAUACUUGUUCAUCUUCAUUGCUCAAAAAUGGUUCAUUUCCAGCUGAAACUUUUCAAACGCACGUUUGUCAGCUUAAUCAAUCUCCAUGGGAUGUGAUCCCCUUUCACUCUUCCAACUUCAAUAUCUCUUCAAUCCAGUUUCAAGAUCAAGAUACCUUAAAAAAUGGGGAUUCUUUUGGAGCUAUUGAUGAAAGUGUUGUUGUUGUUGCUUCGAUGAUGGAAGCUGAAGAUGUUGUUGAUGAUAAUAAUAAUAAUAAACCUGCGAUAGAAAAUUUUGAUAUGAUGGUGCUUGAUGAUAAUAAUAAUCAACAACAUGGUGGCGGUGGUGGUGGCGAUAAGAAGGUAGUAGGUUUGAAGAGAAGCUCGAAUGGCGGUGGCAAUGUGGGACCGGGGCCGCGACGUGGUAGAGGCCGACCGAAGAAGUCGGCGGCGGGUUCUUCGAGUUCGAAUAAUAAUGAAUUUUAUUAUUAUUCUGGGUUUGGUCCAUUGUGGGCGAAAAGAAGAAGUGACAAAUUUGAAGGUGAAGGUGAAGAAGAUGAUAGUAACAAGAGUGUUGUAACAUUAGGUGGUACUAAUAAUAAUGAUGAUAAGAUUAAUGUUGUUAAUCAUGAUUAUAAUAAUAAUGUUGGUGUUGAGUUUGGUUGUAGCGUUGAUGUUAAUGUUGUUCCUUGUAUUUCUGAUGAAGAGGAUUAUUAUGAUGAUUAUUGUGAUAAUGAAAAUGGGAAGAGAAGAAUGAGGAAGCCAGUGAAAGAAAGGUCACUAAAAUCGUUAAUGUGAAAUGUUAAGUUAUCAUAGGGUUGAGGUAGUUGUUCAAUGUUGUAUUGUGGAUUAUUAUUAUUGUUGUUGUUGUUGUUGUUGUUGUUAUUUUAAUUUAUUAAUUUUGGAUUAUGAUUAUGGUGGAUUAUUAUUAUUAUGUAUGAAAAUUUUGUACCCUUUCGGAUAUUUAGGGUUAUGUAUGGAAUAAAAUCUUUCUCCCCUUUCGGAUAUUUAGGGUUGUAUGUAUGUAUGUAUGAAUGGAAUGAUAAUCUAUUA